UAUGUGCCUUCUAUUUCCCUGCAUUCUCCAUAACCCAGGUACAACAUGUUGCAGGAGUCAGAGUGGCAGGUGGUUGUGGACACGCUCAGUUUGACGGACACAUCAGCGGGCCAACGCUACAGAGCACUGCAGAUCCUCUAUCACCCCAACUUCUCCAUAAACAACAACGACUAUGACCUUGGGCUACUGCGCACCGUGGCUGACAUAGACAUGGGUGGUGGGGUUCGACCAGUGUGUAUGCCCAGUCCUAGAGAGUCCUUCCUUCCUGGUGCCCCCUGUUGGGUCACUGGCUGGGGCUACACUAAAGAGGGGGAAUGA
Salvelinus fontinalis (brook trout) is the source of this 318-nucleotide messenger RNA. Its product is annotated as transmembrane protease serine 5-like. Gene Ontology annotation, molecular function: serine-type endopeptidase activity. Lineage: Eukaryota; Metazoa; Chordata; Actinopteri; Salmoniformes; Salmonidae. The coding region runs from base 46 to 318 and encodes 90 amino acids. The transcript is spliced from 3 exons. Gene Ontology annotation, biological process: proteolysis. The record is from RefSeq and is a predicted model, not a curated record.